Molecule: messenger RNA, 620 nt
Organism: Myotis lucifugus (little brown bat)
Lineage: Eukaryota; Metazoa; Chordata; Mammalia; Chiroptera; Vespertilionidae
Product: keratin-associated protein 10-12-like
Exons: 2
Coding region: 21-620 (199 amino acids)
Cellular component (GO): keratin filament
Source: RefSeq, a predicted model, not a curated record
UCCAGCCCCACUGCCCCACCAUGGCUGCAUCCGCCCUGUCCGUCUGCUCCAGCAACCGGAGCUAUGGCAGCCGGGCCUGCCUUCCCGGGUCCUGUGACUCUUGCAUGGACUCCUCCUGGCAGGUGGAUGACUGUCCAGAGAGCUGCUGUGAGCCCUCAUGCUGUGCCCCCACUUGCUGUGUCUCCAGCUGCUGCCAGCCUUCCUGCUGCACCUCCAGCUGCUGUGUCCCCAUGAGCUGUGUGUCCAGCCCCUGCCAGUCAACCUGCACCAGCUCCUGCACGCCCUCAUGCUGCCAGCAGUCUAGCUGCCAGCCUUCCUGCUGCACCUCCUCCCCCUGCCAGCAGGCCUGCUGUGUGCCCGCCUGCUGCACACCUGUCUGCUGCACACCCGUCUGCUGUAAGCCAGUCUGUUGUAAGCCUGUCUGCUGCACACCUGUCUGCUGCACACCCAUCUGCUGCAAGCCUGUCUGUUCUGGGGUCACCCCCUGCCCCGCCUCUUUGAGCUGCUGCAGACCCUCCUCCUGCGUGUCCCUCAUCUGCCGCCCCGUGUGCAGGCCUGCCUGCUGCGUGCCCGCCUCCUCCUGCUGUGGCCCUGCCUCCUCCUGCCAGCCCAGCUGUUGA